Cephus cinctus (wheat stem sawfly) is the source of this 7154-nucleotide messenger RNA. RefSeq lists its product as uncharacterized. The coding region runs from base 334 to 6906 and encodes 2190 amino acids. The transcript has 15 exons. Lineage: Eukaryota; Metazoa; Arthropoda; Insecta; Hymenoptera; Cephidae. The record is from RefSeq and is a predicted model, not a curated record.
GACAGGGCGUCAAACAAUAAAAAGUCUUCACAAACAUAAGCGUAACCAUUAACUCUACGUCAAAAUUUAAGAAAUGCUCAUGAAAAUUUCACGAAAAGUAUUAAGUAUCGUUUUGGCACGAGUGUCACGAAAUGAAAUGUUCUUCUGGUCCCAUCUCUUAAAUUGUCAAUAAAGUUUUUUUUAUUUCGUUCUAAGUCUUAAAAUGUUGGACGAAAGUCGUUACGCGUCCGGGAUAAUUUUUCAUAAAUACAGUAACGGCUUAAUCACGUUACUGUAUUUUUUCCCGAUUAGAAUCCACGCGCUGUUUAUGCGCGCCUUUUAGGCCUCCUUAAUAUGAUUAGUAAAAAGAAACCAGAGCGAGGAAAAUCAGUGACAAGAAAAUCAUGUGGAAAAGGAAUUUUAUGUAAUGCCACUGCGCAGUUUGUAAGAUCGGAAACAAGGGAUUUACUGAAGAAUCGCACAUGGAAUACACCUAAGGGCAUUGGAUCUUUACAGAAGAACAAGAAAGCUCAUUCAAACCUGACAAUUUCUGAUUCUGUUAGUGCAGGAAUGUCAAUUAAUAAGAAAUUCCCUGAACGUCAAUCGCCAGAAAGGCAACGUGACAAUUUAUCUUACCGAGGCAAAUUGCAUGAUGCCCCUAAAGGUACCACCCAAAAACCACAGUACGCAAGAGCAAAACCAUAUCUUCCUCAAAAUCAACAACGAAUAUACAGCGAAGCAGACUUCACCGAAAAUAGACAAUCAACAAAACCACUCUUAGAAAACACAAAUAUAAAUAAUCAUGAUGCAGUGUUCAUGUUACGAAAAGAAAUUGAUGAUUGGAAGCAUCAAGAAGCUUUAACCAGCAAGAUCGAAAAUAAGCUAAUAAGAAUUGAAAGUACCAAACCUAAAUCCAUUGGAAGAGAGAAAUCAGACCAGCCAAAUUCCUACAUGUCCACGAUGAGCAACGAAAAGCCGUCUUCAGUGCAGAAAGGAACAGCACAAGUUCACUCAUCUAGAUUCAUGGCCGAUCACGAGAGUCCUCCUGCUACAUCGUUUCACGAUCGAUGUUUACCCUCUUGUUGCUGUACCAAUCAUCAUGGCUGUUCGACCUGCACAAACUGUACAGGAAAUCAUUGUCACAGAACCAGUGCUGCUAAUUACCGUUCGUUGACAGCGGGGAUUAGUGGACUGGCGUCGGAUCGUUUUCAAAAUAUUAAUGAUCAACCAGAUCAUCAGAGAUCAGGAAGACAUUUGACGGGGAUCACAGGAUACUCCUUGGAUGACUACUUGAUAAAUUCCCAGGAGAAAGAAAGUUCUUGUUCCCUGGCUCUUGGUAGUCCUGUCAGUCCUGCCCUCAGUCCUGAAACUGUAGACGUUCUUCAAAAUGCUGAAAGAUUGGUCAAGGAUGCUCAGAGACAAAUAAUGGAAGUUAGUUACAAAACGCACUUGAGUCCCAUACAAGAGAAUGGGACAGGGUCCACGACGAGACCACCUUUGGACGAUAAUUUAUUAUAUCUUCACGAAUUGGUAGCAGCGAAAUUUAAUGAGGCCAACGCUUCCAAUAGGAAUUACAGAAAGAUUCCAUCUGUAGGUUCGGUUGACGUUCAAUCCAAAGAAUUUCCAAAGUUACAGGAAGAUCAGAUUCCCGUGAAGGAGAGUCAAAGUUUCCUUGAGAAAAAGUACGAGUUACCGAGUGACAAGUAUUCCGAAAGUUCUAGCAGAACUAAGCAGAAGAAACCAAUGGCGAAGGAGGAGGAUACAUUUUUUGAAAGAUUUCAAUCUGACUGUACCACGUCGGUCGAUGCUUUUUCUGCUACGACCUUGCCUCCUCGUCGGCAGCCAGAAAAUGGAAUAUCAACCAGCAGUCGCAAUCCCCAGGACUCCAAUACUGGCGUCUUUCGGGUGAAUGAGGGCGAUCGACGUUCACGUAUGAAAUUUCAAAUUCAAAGAGGACCCCAGGUCGACAUACAACGUGAAUUGACUAUACAAUCCGUAGAUAACAUUCACAUAUCACCUGAUCCUUCUUCAGUGCCUGUAUACAAAAAUGUGGCGACAUAUGAAUUCCAGCACGAAACCAUAAGGAACAAUAAUUUACAAAAAUCUAAAAUUCCAUCUGCCACAUUCAUAGAUAUACAUCAGCAGCCAUUGUCGUCCAGAGCUAAAGAUUUUGAUGCAGAAAUGGUUGGAAAUAAACCAUUAGACCAAGUGGAUGCUAAAGAACACGUGGAAGCUGUGAUAGCACCAGAAGAAAAUAUAAUUGCCAAUCCACCAAUGGAUAAUUUAGUAGCUGUUGGGUCUGAAGAAAUUGAAAUACCAGAAGAGAAAAUCGUGGAAAAUAAUUUGGAUGUCGACGAAACCAAAGCAGUAAAUUCGAAUCUUGUGGAGAAUGUAAACCUACAAUUUGACAAUGAAGAAACGGCCCUUAAAACAGACGGAGAGGACGAAGCUUUAAUUAAAGAGAUUACAUAUAAAGUGUCACAAAAAGACGUGUUUUACUUACAAGAUCCUUUGAGCAACGAAGAAUUUGACCUGGAUAAUAUAAAUUUGCAAGCACCAAAUAUUAUCGAUUUGGAUAAAGUUCUGCAAGUUUACAGCAGAUCAAUAGACCAUAUCGUACGUGGAACUCAGAAACUCUCGGAGCUUCUGGAACGGCGUACAAGAUUCGAAAUUUCUAGUAAUCAAGGUAAACUUCAUUCAAAUGACAAAUACAUCCUGUCUCCUUCAACUGAGACUCUGAUGACAUCACUAAAUUUGCCAAAUCCUUUGAGCGAAUUCAAAUACCCGAAAAUAACGAUGAACCUGGAAUGCAUGAAGAAUCCUGUCUUUAAAGAAAAUAUGGAUGAUCAUUAUGUAGAAACGUGCGCAAUGCAAAAUCCAAGUACACGUUGCAAAGCAAUUACAACGAAGAACGUGACUGAAAAUAUAAACGAGUCCUGCCAAGCCAUUGCUAACAGUGAUUGCGAUCAAGGUCCAUUAGACGUGACGUCUAAUAGGAAUUUCGUUUUAACAGUAGGUGAUAGCAUGAAAUCUAAUAGAAAUACAAGACCCUGGUCUGUACCAAUUGUUAUACCGGCUAACGAAAAGUCUCUCAUUACUUCCACGAGGAAUGAUAUUCACUUGGAUUCAAAUGAAAGCACGCAAUAUGCUAAAUACGACAUAACGUCAGAGGAAAAAGGUAAACUAGAAUCGAAAAGCACGUUAGAAAAAUUAAUACUUGUCAAACAAGAUAAAGAAAAACCGUCGGAAAAUUUAUUAUCCGAUUUCUCAGCUCAAUUAGACAAACUUUUGCAUGUGGAUAGCAGCUUUUGCAGAGAAUUAAAAUCCAAUACAGGAUCCAGUUAUAAUAUACACAGCAAUGAGAAUGCAGAAUUUGACACUGGCGCUUUUUCUCUUCUCACCUCAUUCAGGAAGCCGAACAGUCAGGAUAUGAAUGCUGACACGAAGAAUGAAUUAACAUGUACAUCAGAGGAUGGCACCGAUGAAGAUGAUGAAGCUCACAUGGUGGAGCAGGUUUUAGAAGCCCUAAAGCAUUCUUCAAAGGCUGUAGACGAGUUUGUCACUUGGCUGCUGGAUAAGAAGGAAUCCAAUAUUGGUCAGGACGUGACAAGGAUUUUACAGAAAACCACUAUCAGCCCUCUGAUAAUGGAUAGAUUUCUUUUUGCUAUUCGCCAAGAAACUACAAGGACCAAUGUGUUAUCAGAAGAGAAAAUUGCGGAUAAUGAAUUACGUUUGACUUUGGGUGACUGGAGGAAGAUUUAUGAUCUGGCAAAAUAUUUUUCUCAAAUUGCUGAGAAAAGCGAAGCCCACGUUUUCGAUGCCAGAGAACCUAUUGCCAGGAGGGACUUGUCUUGUGUCGAGGAUGAAUCAUACGUCAAAGUGUCGGUAGAGAAUAAGAAAGACUUGGAAAAUCUCUCAGCAAUGAAGUGGCUGAAGGAAGGAAAAUCUAUUGCUCCUAUAACAGAUAUUUAUAGAAAAAAUAUUACAGAUAAUAAAGUCGAUUUCAUUAAGGUACAUAAACAUCAAAGGGAUCAAAAUAUUGACAGCAAGCUUAUCAAGACCAAUUAUAAAAAUUCCUCUGAAAAAUCUGUUUCUUCUCGAACGGGAAAAAGCGAAUCUCAAGAUAAGAGGAUUCCUCAGGAAUCAGUUAAGGAACUAAAACAAGAUCCUGUAAAAGCCAAAAAUAGUAUACUCACGCAAACGAAAAGAUCUGAUACUACAAACGAUACUUCAACGGAGCAGAAUGAGAAGGGAACGAAAGAAAAUGAUUUCAAGAACUCUUUAGUUACUAGAUGCAUACGUAAGAAAUGUCCAAGCAUACCCAGUGAAUCUGUUAAAGAGAAGGUCAUUAAAGUAGCAACGGAUAUAGGUACACAGAUAGAAACUCCCAGAGAGGAAAAAUCGACAUCUUGCAACAGUAAAUCUAUCCAGCAAAAAGAUAACUUAUCCAAAACUACUGAAGAGUGUAUUACAUAUUCACCCUCGACAUCUGCUGAAACCAUUUCUGAUUUUACAAACGAUCAUGUUUCUCGCAAGACAGAAUCAAGAAUCGAUACUGAAAGUAGUAAAGACAGAUCGCACGAGGGCAAGAAAGUCGAAGAUACUGCAGAAAAAUCUGGAGAGUCACAACCUAUACGUUAUGUGGAUAAGUCGACGUCUUUCAGCUCAAAGAAAGUGAAUUAUGAGAAGAAAAUUGAUACCUUGGCUCAAGAUAAUGCUGUAGAAGUUCAGGCAGAGGAUGAGCUUCAAAAUAAAAAUAAUGUAAAGUCAGUUUCUGUUCCAUGUGGUGCGAAUCAGAAUUUGUGCUUUACUGAAGCACCGCUGGAGAAUAAAUCGCCAGUGAAGAGUAUUACCCGCGACUCGUAUAAGACCAAGGCGAAGCCUGACGAAGGCGAUGCUUUGGUAAAUUCUGAUAAACAAAAGUCAAGUGGUAAUCAAGCAAAAGGUUCAGAUAAUAUAGAAGCGAAAAAGUCCGAAAGAAGUCCGGAAGACAAGGACGAUUGUCAGAAGAACUGUUUAAGAGAUGAGAAGUGUAAAAUGAUUUGUGAUAAUGAUGGUGAUGACGAUGAUUCCAAGAAACGGUCGCAACAACCCACAACAGACUCUUGUGAAAAAAAUUACCAGCCGUGCUGCAAGCCAUUAAAAGUUUCAAAUAACUCAUACCACAAAAAGGAUGAAUCAAGCGAACCUAUUACGAGUGCGAAGCAAGAGCGUAGUAAGAGACGACUCUCCUGGAAGGAAGUUGACAAUAAAGAUGAUAAAACAAACAAUCCUAAAGAGAAACUUAGCAUGACUCCUAAGAUUUCCUAUGGCGUUCAGAAAAAAGAUUUUCAAGUUUUCCAAUGCAGCAAGGAGUGUACUAAUGAUGAAAACUGCGUAUUUGUCUGUACACCAUUCCAUACGUCUUCACUUGUAGAUAAUGACUUGGCGCCUCCGGAUCCAGAUCACGAACGGUUUAGAUCAUCUGUGGUCCGUGAAUCAGAGCAAGAGAAGGAAAGAAAACUGAUGCUCGAACUGAGAGAUGCUCAAGAGAAUAUAAAGAUAGAACAAGAUAAAGCAAGAAAAGCUAUGGCAAAAUUAAGUGAAUUAAAGAAGCACAGGACUCCCCCUGAAGAACUAUACUCAGGCGAUGUAUCGGUGAAGGGAUGUGAAAGAAGUCAAAAAUCCGCUAAUCAGAACAAGAAUGCAUCGGAACUGACGGUGAUAUUUACUAGAACAGAGGAUGAACAUGAGAAGAAGCCAGCCCGUGUCCCUUCGGUGAUACAGGAGAUAAGCUCAUCCUCUCAAGGCUCUGACGACGUACCACCAAUCGGUCAGCAGAAGAGAAGAUUUACAGUUCCAAUUAAUCAUAUAUCACCAUCGUUUGAUGUACCAACAAAUAUUCACAAUGAUGGAGAACACGUGCAAUAUGAGGAUAACAAUGGGAUAUUUGAUGCUCGAUCUCCUGGGAAACGUCUUAUCUCGGAAAAAGGUUUACACAAUCCAAGUUUUAGUCAUUCAAGGCAGAGAAGACGGCAAACUAUAGAAGCCGAGUACUUCGAGAUGCCAUCGAGUAAUUCUGAUGAGAAUCGUGAACUCAAGGCUAAGGAAUGGCUUAAUAAAAGGAAGCCAUUUACAUCCGUCUCUAUAUCCGAAAAUAUUGCAAGGCGCUUCGAUAAGACUCAACGUGGUAUGGACAGUAAUGUUGGAUUUGCAUUUGUCUCAAAUGAAAAGCCUUUCAGCACGAUGAAAGGGUUGGAGCACUUAUUUGAAUGCUGUACUGCAGAGAAAGAUCUACAAGUUCAAAGUGGAUGCUUUAAAACUUCCUAUCAACAAAACAAGAGAAUGGAAGAUUGCAAAUUUCAUGAUAGUUUAAAAUAUAACGAAAUAUUUCAAGACUCUGUACACAAAUCUGUAUCGGAUGAUAUCCAUGAGAAAGAUUAUUCUUCAACAAAGCAGGCCGUCUGUGCCAAACCAGAGAUUAUCGCACACUUUCUUGGCAGAAGGAAAUUAGAGGAUGUAAAAAUUGAACGCAUCAAGAGAAAUUCUAGUAGUGAAAGUUGUGACAAGUUUGAUCCGUGUUCUAGUGUAUAUAUUGGUUCAACUAAUAGAACAAGUAAUAUGUUGGACCAUUUGAAAUUAUGCUUGGUACCCACUAAUGCUGAGACAUUUUUAACAUUGAAAAAUGUUAAUGACAUUCAUUUUCAAAAUAUAACUGGAUAUCCUCUCAAACCGAAUGAACCAUCAUCGGCUACUUGCUCUGAAGGUGAACUCUAUAUGCCAAGUUCCUGUUCAUAUUCAUUUGGUGAAAUACGAGUUUCAAGGAAAAGUAAAACUGGAGGGAAGGUAUUUAAGAGAGCAGACGGCAUGACGAUUUUCGUCACGAGCAGUGCAUUGCCUUCUUCGGAUGAGUCAAGCUUAGAGAGUGAUAGUCUUGGGGAGAUUUGAAAAAAGAUGUAAACUCACUGGAAUUAUUUCUUUUCACUCAGCUUCUACCGACAUGACAUCUGAUAGUGAGAAAGUAAAAUUGAAGAGGCUGAAUGUGCAUAAAAUCACCUGAGAAGAAAUAAUUUAUGAGACACUACAUAAAUCCUGUACAUAAUGUAUCUACUUUUAUUGAUAUAGCGUAACUUUGAGAUAUUUAUCAACACGUGACAGCGUAACAUAAUACAGUACUAACCAUAUAUUAAAUGAAA